Molecule: messenger RNA, 2319 nt
Organism: Ruditapes philippinarum (Manila clam)
Lineage: Eukaryota; Metazoa; Mollusca; Bivalvia; Venerida; Veneridae
Product: von Willebrand factor D and EGF domain-containing protein-like
Exons: 9
Coding region: 503-1531 (342 amino acids)
Source: RefSeq, a predicted model, not a curated record
UUUAAAAAUUUAUAUUAACCCGUCACCGUCUGAUGUAAAUAAUUCGAACGGUUUAUGUGGAAAUCUCGAUGGAAAUGAGGAAAGUGUAAAUAAUGCAUAUUUCGAAAAAUGGAAAUUGCAAAACAGUUUGUUCAACACGGUGCGGUACAAUCUUCCAUCAACAUUGACAUACGAUCAUAAAAUUUGCCUAUGCCCAAAAGCUUUCAUAAAUGCAACUUUGCCGGCAUUACAGAAUGAUCAUUCCACGGCAAUAUGUUUCUCUCAGCAGUACGCUGCGUGUACAGAAAAUAUUCAACUUGCAGGAGAAAAGAAAACUUGCUCAUUAAAAUACAAGAGGUCUUUAGAAAGGCAUAGAAGAAAUGUCGACAGGUUGCUUGUCCAGUCAUUAUCAAGUGAGAAUUCAAAUAACCGUGUUCGCAAGAGUACUUCCAAUGCUCAUCUCACUGAAGAACAAGCAUACAAAGAAUGUCUGGAUCUAUUCAAAUCAAAGCCUACAUACAACAUGAUAAAUGAUCUACCUGGCAUGUUUUUGAAUGACUCAUUAUCAGCAUGUGUAAAUGAUAUGAUGGUUGACGGUCGGGAUUUCUGGAAAGAGGAAAGUUAUAACAGUUGGGUUAAUGUUGUUACUCAGGAGAUAGGUCGAAACGGAACAUUCAGAAACGAGAAAUCCGAGAUUGUCAGACAUUUUAAAAGUCUCACAUGUCCAUCGCAAUGUAACGGUAAUGGGAACUGCAUAAAUGGAACAUGUGUAUGCAAAGACGAUUACGUUGGCGAUUCUUGUUUUGUAAAAACAUCAGCACUUCUAGAACUUACUGAUAUAGAAGGUGGAGGUGAAUGCGAUCUUGCUGACGGAGAUGACUGUCAUGAUUGUCUUCAGUUCCACACUGAGAACCUCUUGAAAGUGUUCAAGUGCAGGAUUGUUACAGUUGAUCUUGAUGUUAACAGAACGGUUAUCAAUUCUGAUGUCCACGAUCAUAACGGACAAUAUGAGAGUAUGUUUCAUGGAUACUGUUGUCCCUCGGCUGUAGAGAAAAGAAGAAAGAAAAGAGAUGUUAACUCUAAUACGUUUACUGUUAGAUACUCUGUAUCUAUUAGCAACGAUGGGAUACACUACGGCCCAAGUAGAAAUGUUCAUGUCUUCGAUUCGACAUGUCAAUCAUACGUCAUGAUGCCAACAGGCGACUUGCUUUUCAAUUUGAAGACAGACACAUGUUAUAUAGAGAGUCAGUGUUACAGGGACGGCGACCGAAGUCUAGAGAGUCCAAUUCUCAUUUGCUGCCCAUAUGUUACUAGCUACCAGUGGACAAAGCAGCAAGAUUGUGUAAAACCAACCAGCAAUCAGGAAAACGGUGGUGAAAGUAGCAAGCUUAUUAUAGCAGUGUCUGUAUCAGUGUCAUUGAUAUUGAUUGUUGCCGGGGUUGUGGCAUUUGUCAUCUGGACCUUCGUAAUUAAAAAGCGGACCAAGUCUAUGCAUACAACAAGGGCAGAACCUCCUGUCUAUAUCAAUUCGGGUUUCAGCGCAGCGCAGUGAGAAUUUGAAAAAGGAGGAAAGGCAGUGUUUUAACCUUUACUACCGAUUUUAGCGAUUACGAGCAGCUACGUGUCAAUAAACACCAAAACGAAGAAUAUCGAAUAACGUAGCACAAAUUAGUAUGAUGAAAAAUGGAUUAUUUAUUCUACCCGCUUCCUUGAACAUGACCGUUAUAAUGUGUGUAAUAUUUCCUAUUACUUAUGAUUCAUUCAAACUGUAUCAAAAUAAGUGAUCAUAUCGAAUUUCUAAUUUAUAAAAUCUGUAAACUAAAUGUGCGUUGAUUUCUUUUCAUGUAAUUUUCGUUUAAAUGACAAAAUUUUUAUGUUUCUAAUAAAUGUAUACGUCUAAUGUAAGUGACACUUUUGUGUGAGACAAGGACUUAGUUAAGACAUUUUACAGUUUUCUGUACUGAUAAUGUGUAUGUGUGCGUACAUGCGCGCGUCCGUGCGUUUGUGUGUGUGUGUGUGUGUCUGUGCGCUCGCGAUACAGCACUGCAGAAAGAUUAUGUCUUUCUAUCUUUCCUUCUCUUAAUGAAUGACGUUUUUAUAUAAACAUAUCUUAUUGCUUUUUUUGCUCACGGGGAAAACAGUAUAUUUUCAUAAUAUUCAUUCAUCAGGUUUUAUGCACACGUAUGAUUCAUAAAUGUUGUAAUUUAACAAAAUUUUAUUGUACAUGUAGUAUCAAACAUUAUUAUUUUAAACACAAGUCUUUGUAAUGAAGAAAAAAUAUAAAAAAAACAAAGAUAACUUAUACAUCAGUUCAUAUAAAAUGUAUCUUUAAUAAAACAA